CUGCAUUUUGAGUGCGCGCGCGGCGUGAGGAGAGGACGCCAUCUCUCUAACCGACGCAUCAGUAGUUUAAUCUCGCAGCGGCGCAUUGAUCGAAGCUGCAAAGGCAGCGAGCAAUAAUGGCCUCCCGCAAAGGCAGCAGUGAAGCGCCAUCACUGCCUUUAGAGCUUGCUGGGCCAUUCUACGACACGGCGACGCUGAUUAGUAUGUCGCAGACGACCAAGGCGUGCGCCGCGUCCAAGAUGCUCGCGGCGCAGUGGGCCGGAGUCUUCUCGCGGCGCUUCCCGUGCCUCGCGGCGCUGCCGGCAUUCCAAGCUCCGCUGGCCGACGCGAAGGCCCUCGUCAAGGGGCUGCUCACGGCGACGCCACCACCUCCCGAGCCGCCGCGACGUGGCCGGUCGCGCGGGUCGCCGCUCCCGGCGGUCCCGCUCGACGGCGCGGGGCGAGCGCUUCCAUUACGAGAACUCACCAUCGUGGCGGUCCAGCUAUCGAAACGCGGCGAUGCUGCAUUAUUAGAUCGGCCGCUGCUGUUUGGGCAUCGACGGGUAGGUGUGGGAUGUAUGGAGGUGGCAAACGAGGACAAUGAAGAUGGUAGGUUCGGAUAUAAUGGGCCGAAUUGGGAGGAAGAGAUCCCUCUACAAGCCACCGCGCAAACGGAGACCCUUGAUGAACUACGGAGCAUCAAAAAAGCCCUCUCGCUUCCAGAUUGUGUUUUCCUCGAGCAAGGAACCGGCGAGGCGACUCCAAACGUCCGCUCUCUGUGCCAGGACAUGUGCCGAGCCGCGGAGGCAACGUUACGCCAGGACGUCUUCGUCGUCGCCGGCAGUGAAGUCUGGAGGAUGGGCGACGCAUCACACACUUGCGCGGGCAGCUUGGCGCGUUGUGAGUCAAUGCUGCAGUCUAACUUCGACUGGUACAUCGAUCGAAUCACCGAGUUUGGGGGGAACGGCGAACCCACAGACCGCGGCCCAAUUGUGUUUCUAGGAAUACUGUUUAAUCGAAUGAAUCUGGCAAUGUCGAUGCGGUGGAACCUUGGUGCUUAUGGGCAUCAUGAUCGGUUUGCUCCUGUUGUAGAACCGCUUGAUUACUAUACCGACUGCUACAGCCUGGGCUGUUAUCUAAUUGCGCCUUGGCGCCAAUUAGUCAUAGACAACAUCGUCGACCGGCACCCUGGGACCAAUAUCGACUACGACGAGGACCUCGACGAAGACGACGGCCACCCCUACCUCUGCCAGCUCCUCGCGGCGACGCGGCCCGUCCGCGUCGCGAGGGCCCCGAGGGCCGCCUAG
Molecule: messenger RNA, 1286 nt
Organism: Pelagomonas calceolata
Lineage: Eukaryota; Pelagophyceae; Pelagomonadales; Pelagomonadaceae
Source: the annotation of a GenBank genome assembly